AUGGAGAUGUCUUUUACAAACGUCACAGAUGAUGUGGUCAAACUAGCUGAAAGUGGAGCAAGAUUUCUACUGUGUCUUUUCAUUGCUGAAGGCAAAAAGGCAUCCUCAGGCAAGAACAGCUGUCGAAAAGGAAUGAUCUCCAAAGUGACAGAGAACCUAUAUGUCAAGGCAACUACUUUCAAAGCAUCUAUUCCAAAAGAUCUCAUCAAGAACAGAAGAUUGUUAAAAAAGACAACCAAAAAGUUGUUUAUGAAAAAUUGCAGCGUUCGAGACCAGCUUCUCUCAUUCUACGUGAAAAAUGUUUUUGGAGGCCUUGGUAUUGGAAGUGACAAGGUGUACAUAGUUAGCGCCUUUCAGACCCUGCAGGAGAACCUAAGCAACUGUCUACCAUGUGCUCCAACCACUAGAGUAACUACGGCUGUCAAAAAAAUAAAGAAAACGUUUGAUAAGCUUGGAGAAAAGGGCAUCUACAAAGCCAUCAGUGAACUUGAUAUUCUCCUUCCCUGGAUUCAGACUUACAUAGAAACCAUCAAAUAG
This is a messenger RNA of Terrapene triunguis (Three-toed box turtle), 537 nucleotides long. RefSeq names its product interleukin 26 (gene IL26). The coding region runs from base 1 to 537 and encodes 178 amino acids. The record is from RefSeq and is a predicted model, not a curated record. The transcript has 6 exons. NCBI's taxonomy places the organism in Eukaryota, Metazoa, Chordata, Testudines, Emydidae.